Molecule: messenger RNA, 967 nt
Organism: Engraulis encrasicolus (European anchovy)
Lineage: Eukaryota; Metazoa; Chordata; Actinopteri; Clupeiformes; Engraulidae
Gene: mrpl22
Product: mitochondrial ribosomal protein L22
Exons: 7
Coding region: 233-865 (210 amino acids)
Biological process (GO): translation
Cellular component (GO): ribosome; mitochondrial large ribosomal subunit
Molecular function (GO): structural constituent of ribosome
Source: RefSeq, a predicted model, not a curated record
AGCACAGUAAAGAAAUUGGAUGCGCAUGCUUGAACCUCAACGCCCUAUAUCUAGUUAAAAACAAUUUUAAAUGUGAAUAUUUAACGCUCAUGGUGUUUUGUCAGGCAUGGGAAAAGAACUACUCGUCGAUUGUGUGUGUGAUUUCAGAAUUCAUUUGCCAACCUGUCUUUACGCGAAAUGUGUUUGUCGUACAAAAUUCAGCCGUAAAGCAAAACGCCCUACAUAAUCAAACAUGGCGGCUCCCUCAUUGACAGGGGGAGGGUUCAGCUGCCUCCGACGUUUUGCUGGACAGAUACAUUCAAGGCUGUGUGGAGUAAGCUCGCCGUCCACAACUAGGUGCUUGAUUCACACAAGUGCAUCCUUGGAUCGAUCCAAGCAAUGGGAGAGGAACAACUUAAUCGUCUACCCACCUCAGCGUCCCGAAGAACCACGCAGGCCAGCUGAGGUGCACCACAGUCGGCGACAGAUCAAGUACAGCAAAGACAAGAUGUGGUACAUAGCCAAACUGAUCAGAGGAAUGACAAUUGACCAGGCACUUGCUCAGCUUGAGUUCAGCGACAAGAAGGGGGCUAAAGUGGUAAAAGAGGUUCUUCUAGAAGCCCAGGAGAUGGCAGUCAGGAAUCACAACGUUGAAUACAAGUCCAAUUUGUAUGUUGCCGAGUCGUUCUCUGCUAAGGGCAAGUACCUGAAGCGAAUCCGCUACCAUGGAAGAGGCAUGUUUGGAAUUAUGGACAAGGUGAACUGCCAUUACUUUGUCAAACUGGUGGAGGGCGCUCCACCAACUACGGAGACUAAGACUGGCUUCGACCAGGCCAAGGAGUAUGUCCAGGAGCUGAAAAACCGCACCAUUACUAAUUCGCUCUAGCCCAGCCUCUGAGCUGCGGAGGGAGGGAGUAUGUGUGUGUGUAUGUGUGUUAUUGAGUGUGUACAUGUAAAUAAUGAAAUAAAUGUCAACUCUUCUAUUCCA